AUGGGUUAUCUAAAGGUCAUCCAUGGAUUAUCUAUGGAUCACCUGACAAAUCACUUACGGGUUACUAGUGCUUCUAAAAAUAAAAAAAAAAAGAGUAUUACUAGUAUCGUGAAAUUGAAUUUCGUAGCAG
Messenger RNA from Dentiscutata heterogama, 130 nucleotides. The record is from the annotation of a GenBank genome assembly. Lineage: Eukaryota; Fungi; Glomeromycota; Glomeromycetes; Diversisporales; Gigasporaceae.